This is a messenger RNA of Cucumis melo (muskmelon), 4679 nucleotides long. RefSeq lists its product as uncharacterized. The coding region runs from base 278 to 4351 and encodes 1357 amino acids. The record is from RefSeq and is a predicted model, not a curated record. Gene Ontology annotation, molecular function: transcription corepressor activity; acyltransferase activity, transferring groups other than amino-acyl groups. Gene Ontology annotation, biological process: negative regulation of DNA-templated transcription. The transcript has 11 exons. NCBI's taxonomy places the organism in Eukaryota, Viridiplantae, Streptophyta, Magnoliopsida, Cucurbitales, Cucurbitaceae.
CCCUCAUACUCUUGAUCUCCGUUUCGUUGCUACCUUGGUGACAAAGUCUCAGAGAUCAAAACAGUAACAACACUUCAUCGCAUUGCCUUCAAUCAAACAAACUUUCUUUUCUUUUUUUUUCUUUCUUCUCCCUUCCUUUAUUAUGAUUUUUCUAUCCCUUUUCUUUUUCUUCUUCCAUUUGAUUCUUUGGACUUACUCUCGUUGUUUCACAAGUUUUUGAGACGUUGCCGUUUCCUUACCUACGUAUUCCUUCUUCUCUUUCUACUUUUCCGUUUCAAUGGCGGUUCUGCACUUUCAGGUAAAGGGUACUGGGAGGAAGAGGAAACGAAGAACUGAAAGAAGGCUCAUCGUUGAUGAAAAAGUUGAGGUGAGGAGUUUGGAAGACGGGUUUCUGGGUUCUUGGCAUGGUGGGACUGUUGUUGCGUGUGAUAAUGGAGUUCGUCUCGUGAAGUAUGAUCAUCUUCUCCGGGAUGAUGGUUCUGAUCUUCUUGUUGAUGCUAUUUCCGUUUCGGCUACUUUGGACGAUGUUAAUUUCUUGAGUGGGAAUACGGAUGUUCGAGGGAAUUUAAGGCCAAUACCACCUACGGUUGAUUUUGGAAAGUGGGAUUUGCCUUAUGGAUUGUGUGUUGAUGUGAAUUACCUGGACGCUUGGUGGGAAGGUGUUAUUUUUGAUCACGAAGAUGGGUCUGAUGAGAGGAAAGUUUUCUUUCCAGAUUUGGGAGAUGAGUUGACUGUUGGAAUUGAAACAAUGCGUAUUACUCAGGAUUGGGAUGAGGUCACUGGGAAUUGGCAGAGACGUGGGACUUGGUUGUUUCUUGAGUUAAUUGACCAAUGUGAGCAAGAAUCCUAUCUUCCUGUUUCUUUGAAGCAAAUAUGGUAUGAAGUACGGGGAAAAGAAGAUUUCAUUAAGAUUAGAAAGUGGACUUCUCCUAUGAAUGAUUUGUGGAAGGAGUUGGUGAUGGAGGUUAUUAAAGAAAAUUUAGAUGUUACUCUAAAGGAAAUGCUUCGGGUUUUAGAAAGUUCCUCCAGUGUAGGAUGUGAGUUAGGUAAAAUUUGUGUAGUCAAGAAUCCUUCAAUCGAUUUUGUUAACGUUGAUGCAGAUGCAAUUACAGGGGAAUCUGAAAAAAGCAAUACAAUGAUUAGGACUGAUUUCAAUCAGGAAAUUGCAUAUGAUGCCCUUGGUUCGGUAAUGAAAGAAGUGCACACACUUGAUAGGAGUUAUUUCAAUCAGGAAAAUGUAUUUGAUUCCCUUGGUUUGGUAAAUGAAGAAGUGCACGCACAUGAUAGUUUGGACGCAGAGUUGCUGGAUUCUGGCCCUAGUUCUAUUAAUUUUCAUCUAGCUCUAGGAAAAUCUCAACUGGAUGAUGAUACCAAAAUGAAAACAUCGAAUGAUCUAGAUUUCUCUUGUCGCGAUGAAGCAUUGUCUACGCUGCCUAAAGGAUCAUCAUCUAAAGCUUCUGAUGCUGAGGUACUUUCUGGUGCUAGUGGUUCCAUUAGCCAUCAGCAACUUCCAAUUACCGAGAAUAAAAAUGUAAAGAAACAGCCAAAAUGUUCAGGGCGUGAAAGUUCCUUUAAGUGGGAAACUCUUAGUGCUACAACUCCUCUUGAUGCUGCAUCGUGCCCUGAUGCUGUUACGGAAUAUUCUCUUUUGGGUAAAGAAAAGCCUAAACAAGCUUUGGUUGAAAAUGUUAAAAAGCAUCUUUUGUAUCAUGGCUGGAAAAUAGAAUACAGGAAAGAUAAGCCUCUUUUCAAAUAUACCUCACCCGAUGGAAAGUGUUUCUAUUCUCUUCUCCAGGUGUGCAAGCUCUUGGAAGAACUCCCUGUUGAGAUCACUCCAUCUGUUUCCAAAAAUGAAACGAAAAUCAUGCAAGGCUCAGGUAAUAUGAUACUCUCAUCUUGUGUUGCAGGGAGAGAAAGGAGUUUAAGUCCAAACAAUUGCUUUCAGACUACUCUUGAUGGUUCUGGUGUCGCUUUAGGACAACCCAGACUUUUGCAUAAAGCUGUCAUGGACUACUAUAACAUGAGUCAGUUAGGCAGUAAUGGAGAGAAGGGUGUGGUUAAAAUGCAAUCAGAAGCAAGGAGGCAUCUAUUAUCUUUGGGAUGGGGUAUGCUUGUCACCCAAAAAGGCAAGGGAAACAAGCAAAGAUGGAACUACACUUCACCACUAGGAAGAACUUGUACCUCACUUUCAACAGCCUGCAAAAUCUGUUUAGAUGAAGAGGGUGUCUACCAAAGUACAGACUCUCCUGGCAGAACUAUGGAAAAUAUGUUUUUAAUACAGAAGGCCGAUGGCCAGUUAGUGAGCAAUACAUUUUACUCUGCACCUAGUAAUGUGGAUGUACAGGAAUGCUCGAUGCCUUCAGAUUCAAUUGGAACGUCUCUUGGAAAGUCUCCUGGAAUAUCUCCAUCCAAAUACCUCAUGGAAUUUAGUCACAAUAAGUCUCAAAGGUGUGAAAAAGUCAUCAGCAUGACUAAUGUAUUUGAUUUUUCAUCUCACUUACCUCAAAGCCAACAUAAUUUAGAUGGUAAAGCAUGUGAAUCUGGCGUCCAGACUGUAUGCAAAAAGUAUGCGAGGCGCAUAAGGAGUCCUGAAGCAGUUAAGCAAGAACUGAACAGAGGAAGAGUAUCUGCAGGUAUCAAUAAAUUUUCAGAUGACAUGGAGAAUAGGAGGUCAAUUCGUGUGUCACGCUCAAGCAAAAGAGUGCAUGAGGUGGUCACUCCAAGUCCUUCACACCAUAACCCUAGAACAAUACUCUCGUGGUUGAUAGAUAACAAUAUGGUGUUGCCAAGGGCAAAAGUUUAUUACUGUAGAGGGAAGAAUCGGCGACCAAUGGCUGAAGGAAGGAUAUCUCGUGAUGGGAUCAAAUGCUGCUGCUGUCAGAAGCUAUAUACAAUCAAUGGUUUUGAAAUCCACGCUGGUGGUACUUCAUCUCGGUCGGCUGCAAAUAUACUGCUGGAAGAUGGAAAAUCCUUGUUAGAAUGCCAGAUACUUUGCAAUAAAAAGACCAGAAGCUUUAAAAACCAAGCUUCUGCUUGUAGAAAAGGUGACUUUUCUAAAGGUGAGAAUGACUAUAUCUGUUCAAUUUGUCACUUUGGAGGCACAUUAAUUUUAUGUGAUCAGUGUCCAUCAUCAUUCCACCAAAGCUGUCUUGGUUUAAAGGAUGUCCCAGAAGGUGAUUGGUUUUGUCCAUCGUGUUGUUGUGGCAUUUGUGGCCAGAAAAAAUUGAGUGAACACGCCAAUGUUGUUGGUGACCCUUUCCUCACUUGUUAUCAGUGUGAAUGUAAAUAUCACGUUCAAUGCCUACGGGGUACCAAAAAGUUUGGAAGCUGUUCUAAACCUCAUUGGUUUUGUAACAAACAUUGUAAACAGAUAUACUGGGGUCUUCAAAAGCUAUUGGGCAAAUCAAUUCCAGUGGGUGGUGACAAUCUAACCUGGUCACUUUUGAAGGCCCCAUCUUCUGAUACUGAUUAUUUCAACCCUCCUCACCUCGAUACCUUAACAGAAAAUCAGAGCAAGCUCAAUGUUGCUCUCUCUGUGAUACAUGAAUGUUUUGAACCUGUUAGGGAACAACACACAAGGAGAGACAUUGUAGAGGAUGUCCUUUUUAGCAGAAGGUCAGAGCUUAAGCGGUUGAACUUUCAAGGUUUCUAUACUGUGCUUUUAGAAAGAAAUGAUGAAUUAGUUAGUGUUGCUGCUAUAAGGGUCUAUGGAGAGAAGGUGGCAGAAGUACCACUUGUUGGAACUCGAUUUCAGUAUCGUCGACUUGGCAUGUGUCGCAUUUUAAUGAAUGAGCUUGAAGAGAGGCUGAGAGGAAUGGGAGUUCAGAGGCUGGUCUUGCCAGCUGUUCCAAGCGUGCUCAAUGCAUGGACUACUUCAUUUGGAUUUUCAAAGAUGACUGAUUCCGAGAGAUCAGAGUUUCUUAAUUAUACUUUCCUGGAUUUCCAGGAAACUGUAAUGUGCCAGAAAUUCUUGCUGAAGAAUACAGUUGUGCCUAGCUCAUUAUCAGGGAAGUCUGACCUUCAUGAUGCUGCCAACAAAAAUAAAAAUAGUUCUGAUAAUAUUUGCGGAUCCAGUGUGAUAACCGAACUUCAUCCAACAGCACACAAUGAGGGCAGUAUUUUGCAAGAACAAGUGGAAAUCUCAGCGACUAACACCAGUGAUAACAACAGCCCCAGUUUGGUGGUUAACGUGGGGAAGCUGAAGAACCAUCUUCAAAACAAUUCAACAAGCCACAUUGAACAAUAUCCCACGUGCUCAGCCGGAGGCUUCAAACGUUUUGAGGGUCUCCAAGAGAAUACUCGUGAUUAUUUGAAGUAUUACAGGCGAAGAAACAAGUUGAUCAGUUGUUGAUUGAGACUCCAUUGUGGUUUUGAGCUCAACGACGAAAAUCACCCACGUGUAUAACCUGUUUUCUAGAAUUAGUUUGCGGUUUGGAAUAAUUUUGCAAAACAUAACCCAUUGUGGUUUGGAAUUGUUUUUGGUUUGCGGUUUAGAGCUUAGUGUUUGUGUUCUCUUGUACAGAAUAACUGCAGGAGAGAAUUAGGAAAGCUCAUUUUGGAUAGUUAAAAGAUUUCUAGAAAUAGGGUGUUGUAAAUAAUAUUAGAACAUGAAUUAUUAGAACUUUGAUGGGGCUGAUAUAUAAAUGGUAUUAAACCAUAUGGAAAAACAGCUUCUUUUU